Phytophthora infestans T30-4 is the source of this 204-nucleotide messenger RNA. RefSeq lists its product as uncharacterized. The record is from RefSeq and is a predicted model, not a curated record. The transcript has a single exon. Lineage: Eukaryota; Oomycota; Peronosporomycetes; Peronosporales; Peronosporaceae. The coding region runs from base 1 to 204 and encodes 67 amino acids.
AUGCCGGAGGCGAGGAUAGACUUACUAGAAGUCGCCACCACUGCGUCCACCAGCUGCAUGAACCAUCAUUCGGUCGUGUCGAUGACGCUGCAUUACCAGCGCUUCGUUGCGGGUACAUUGAAGAUGGGGGACAUGGUGUAUGUAGUCUUAAGCGAGACUAAACGCGAAAUCUCGUUUGACCUGGAGCCUUUCUCGUUUGAGUGA